AGUUUUCACAUUCUGUUUGCAACCCUGUUCACUGAGGUCGGUUUAGAUUACUCAUUGUUUCGAAUUUUGUUUGAACUUUUUUUUUAACUUAAUAACUUUUCGAAUAUGGUGUUGAUAUAAAUUUUAUUUUGUGUAGGUAUCCACUUUUUCAUUCCUUUAAAUUAUUGUUGUGGUCAGGUACCGUAAUACACUCCAUAGCUAUAGUGUGUGAAACUUCUCUCAAAUUUGAUAAAGGAGAUAAAUCACUAAGAGGGGUGUAUUAAAAUUAAAGUCCUGCUUAUAGUUUAAUGAACAUCUUGAAUAUUUAGAUUCAUUUAUUUGUUUCUUUCUUUUAAAUCAACUAGCUAACGCAUUUUCAACAAGUCUUGGCUGUAGUUGGUUCAACACGGAAAGCCUGUGGUAAUGAUGGGGAAUGACACAUGGGCAUAACUGUUAUCGCAUUAUUUCAUGACAUAUUUUCCCUAUCCUUCUUUUCAAUGUGAAAGACCUUGAUACAGUAUAUUUCCUUCAGGGUUCAAGUAUUUGCUUACCAAUUGAGAAACAUAAGUUGCAGCUCUUUACUGGAUUUCUAAUUAAAUGUUCUUGAGUUUUGCCUAUAUUUUCUUUUGUGUGCUUGGAAGUUGAAUUCUCAAUGUCGAUUCCUUUAGGUAGACAAUGGGUGCAUCACAAACCUACUCCUGACCUGUAUGAAUUAGACUGGGAUAGAAAAGUUGGAACAAUAUAAUGAAAUAAUAAAGGUACUUCUUCUGUACACGAGUGUGUGUUUAUGAUCAGCAUUUGAUGGUCAUUACUAACCUGCUGAGCCUCUAAAAAGCAGUUCAAGUGAGACUAAGGUCUCUAAAAUCUAUAUUGAUCAUGGGACCUUCCUUUACCUGCUCUGUUGAUUUGGGCUUCCCUGAACUUAGAAACACCCUGACUAUCUAUUCUGUAAUUGGAUAUUUUCAAUGUUUAUUGCUUUAUGCUGUGGGCUUCUAAAAUAGUGUGUUUUGGUAUGGAUAACUAUAAAAAGAUAGGUCUGUUCGACCAGUGGGCUGUUAUACAUACAUGUGCACGGGUGUGUUCAGAAUUUGUUCAUAAUUUCAUUUGUUAUGUAAGAACACAUGUUUUUCUAUCUCUUGUUCUAUACAUAUGUUCUAUACAUAUUAUUUUUCUCGACUCCAUCUGUUGGUUCAACUUUGUAGGCUUUCUUUCUAAAUGAGAAUUCUCUGUAAGAUUACGUCAGGUAAUUGUUUUUUCUUAAAAAAACUUAUAUCUCUAAUUUUCACAGUCAACUUAAUCUCUAAUUUUCUAAAUGAGAAUGUGGGUUAACAUGACAAAAAGACACUUGUGAUGUUUUCUGAAUCAUAUCCCGUUGAUAGGGAGCUUCAUCAUACUAAAUUGUCACUCGUGGAUCCUACUUAUCAUGGAGGUUAACUAUGUCCUGUUUGUUGAUGUUUUUGUUUUUUUCUAGUUUUAUCUGAGAUUUGAUUUUUGUGUCAACUUGCAUUUUGUGGAUAUGAUUUUUUUUUCUAAUUGUGAUAAUUGUUAUUUCUUAAGACAUUUGGUAGAAUUCAUGUGAAUACGUGAUGUAACAAAAGCUAUAUUCAAUCUUUAUAUGUGCUUUUUGUAGUAUUUAAUCUCUGUCUUAUCUUAGUUGUAGAUUUUAUUGUUUUGUGUUGUACUGCUGUAGUAUAUUAUUAUUUGUGUUAAACCAUGCUAAAAAAAAAUAAUGAUACAUAAAAUCCAGUAUUAUUUGUCCGACCAGUGAUUUCGGUUUCAUGGUUUGCUGCAGGGGAAUAUUGUUCUCGUUGCGAAUUUUACAGUUGUCGUCCGAGUCCAGGAUUUCGUGCUGGGUUUUAUCCUUUAAAAAGGAUCUGUGAGAUGAUCAUAUUGUCUGAACAAGAUGCUACCGAGUUUGCAGAAUUCGUAAUACAGGACUACAAUGAGAAAAAUGGUACGAACUUGAAGCUUGAAAUGGCUCUGGAAUGCAAUAAGUUUGAACGCCUUGGUGUCUUAAUGGAUUUCAUCACUAAAAAGAAGAGGACUUGGGUGCAUAUGAACUUGGAUGCUAGAAUGGGCCCCAAAGAGGAAUUACUCGUUUUCUUUGUCGAGUUCUAUUUAUCGGAUGAUGAGUAUGUGCUUGCAAAGUUGGCACUGGUGAAUACUUCAGACUAUCAGCCUGUUAGUAAAAAGGAUGGGCUUUGGUGUCGUUUUUGCCCGGAUGGUAUUCUUCAUCCAAUGGAAGGGUGUUUUUUUAAUUUCUACUCACCUCAUGCUUCAGUUGAAAAUUUGCUAGAAAAAGGGCAUGAAAGCUAAAUUAUGCUUUUGACUAAAUGAACUUAGA
Striga asiatica is the source of this 2323-nucleotide messenger RNA. Lineage: Eukaryota; Viridiplantae; Streptophyta; Magnoliopsida; Lamiales; Orobanchaceae. The record is from the annotation of a GenBank genome assembly.